Molecule: messenger RNA, 357 nt
Organism: Necator americanus (New World hookworm)
Lineage: Eukaryota; Metazoa; Nematoda; Chromadorea; Rhabditida; Ancylostomatidae
Exons: 2
Coding region: 1-357 (118 amino acids)
Source: RefSeq, a predicted model, not a curated record
AUGACCGAACUCGGACUUUUUCGAGCUCAGCAAAUAAAGGCAGAGGACGAGCAGCACGUUGGCGACGUCCGGCGAAGACAUGUGGAUGGCGUCAACGCCCACCACGAAAGAAAAUUGCAGCACAGACUUAUCAAUAACAAAAAUGGCGCCUGCCGCACAUCUAUGGGACUAGCUGCUCGUCGUCCACGUUGUCGUCGUCCGUCCGACAUGUUGUAUCGUUUCAUGGCUCGUAAACUGCCUGGAAUAGGUGUGAUGGUGCCGGUGGCAUGCGUCAUCACCAACGCGUCACCUGCACAUAGCUCUUCUCCUCAUCCCGUUGAUAGUGGUGACAUUGACGUAGCGUGGAAUGGUCACUGA